GAUGAUUGAUCUGUAUUUCUGUAAUAAAAUCAAUGUGCUAUUGUCCCAGAUUAUUGUACUGAAGCAUGAUUUUGCAUUUCUUACAGUCUAAAUAGAGACUAUUCGAGAUUAUCUCACUUUCAAAUGAGAUUCCACAUGUUUAAUCAUCAAAAUCAAACAUUUCCAGCUUGUAGAUAUACCAUUUCAAGCAAUCAACCCACCCACUAACUCCCUUUCACACCAUCCCACCGUCAAAAUGAACGAUACCCACUACCAAUUCGCACCUGGUGCACAACCAGCGCCCUACCAACUCCCAGGCCGUAUAAAUAUCCAAGCUGCUCCCCUUCCAGCCUAUCCUCUCUACUACCUAGGUCUCCCAGUCCCGCAAUUCGCAACUCUCACACAAGCCAACACCUGGACCAACCAUCCCAUCCUGCACCCCAGUUUCGGUCCUCACCCCCUCCCCGACGACCACCCCAGCGUUCCCUAUCCAGCCGAACCUGGCAUGCAAUGGCUCGGCUACAUUGCUCCUUCUCCCGGCCGUCAUAUCCCAAUAGAUAACCCCGCGCAUUAUAUAAAUCCAUACGAUAUUAACGGACCUCGUGGUUUUCCUCCACACAUACCUCCAGCACAUGGUCUGGCAUUUCUUCUUCCUAUUUCCCCUCAAAUCACCUACCAACAACCAGCUGGUCAUCUAGCUCCUGCGUUACGACCACCUCAUCCUCCUCCACAUGAUUCUCGCUUCGCACCUCCUGCUCCUAUUGGUUAUCUUGCUGGUGGUCUUCCAGGCCUUCAGAACAGCCUUCUAAAUACCAGCCAUGGUUUAAUCGGCGCUCCUAUUGCCAAUCCGAUGGCUAAUCUAGCUGUUAUUGGCUACUAUGACGAGAACCAUCUGGUAGCGCUGGAAAAUCAGCGAAUCUUGGGCCAGAUCUGUGUUUCGCAUCCAACAGAGACGAUGAACGAGUUCUGCGAGGAUACCAGAAGAGAAUUGGAGAGUUUGCGACCUGAUUUGGAGAUAGAGCGCGCUACUGGUGCUUCUUUGAGUAAUUUUGCUCCUAGCAGCUUCGAUAACAGUAGUACUGGUAGUGGUGGAAUGAGUGCUGGAGAAGAUAUAGAUGGUAGGGAUGAUGAGAAUACAGAUAUUGGUGUGAGUGACGAGGAAAUUCUUAGCGAUAGUGACAUGGAUUACGAAGGAUAAAGCCGUUUUGGCAGGUCUCUUUGUGCUUCGAGCACACUUAUAGGUACUUUAGAUCGUUUUUUAUACUUUUCAAAAAGAAGUCGGACUCCAGAAAGAGUUCA
Botrytis cinerea B05.10 is the source of this 1278-nucleotide messenger RNA. RefSeq lists its product as hypothetical. Lineage: Eukaryota; Fungi; Ascomycota; Leotiomycetes; Helotiales; Sclerotiniaceae. The record is from RefSeq and is a predicted model, not a curated record. The transcript has a single exon. Bases 236 to 1177 code for a protein of 313 amino acids.